Molecule: messenger RNA, 4606 nt
Organism: Daphnia pulex (common water flea)
Lineage: Eukaryota; Metazoa; Arthropoda; Branchiopoda; Diplostraca; Daphniidae
Product: protein unc-80 homolog
Exons: 13
Coding region: 112-3591 (1159 amino acids)
Biological process (GO): monoatomic cation homeostasis
Cellular component (GO): cation channel complex; axon
Molecular function (GO): monoatomic cation channel activity
Source: RefSeq, a predicted model, not a curated record
UGUUUGUGGUCAUUCCCAGGGAAAGGAAAAUGGUUUCAGGGCCGGCCAUUUACGAUGGAAUGCUUCGAUUGAGUUUCCUUUUGGAAGCUUGUCAACCAGGGGCCAUACCCGAUGCCAACCUUAUCGCUGCCGUUCUCGAUUUGCCACAAUCACCGUCCGGUGAUCGCUCGAGCCGCUUUUCUGUUCGAGUGCGCCCAUUUUGUCAACCGCUGCAACCGCGGACAGUGGCCGUCUUGGAUGAAGUUGAAUUUGCCGUUCUAUCGACCGUCGGGGCCUUUAUCUAACCGUGGAACUCCAUCAGGGCAGAGGCGAACGCACAUUCUCCAACGAUUGGGUGGUCGAAUGUUUUUCUCCUGGGCCGAGGCAAUCGGAGUCCGGUUGGAAGAAAUUCUGAUUGAUGAUGCGCUUUGUUGCGAAGACUACGACGCCCACGCCAUGGAUGAACAACGUCAACGAAUUCUCAUCGAGGACGAAGAGAAUGAAGACUUUCUAGUUGAAGCGAGUGUUAACCCUUCCGGGCGAGACUUCCCCUGGCCAUUACGUUUGGCUGCCUGUAUGCUCCUCUAUGAAAUCACGGCUUUCCUGCGGGAUUCCUACCGUCGCCUUCCCCGCUCCACGCGCGUUUCACUGCGGAGCAACGACGCCACCAGUAAAACGGGCGGCGGAAACAACACGGGCGGUAGCCUCAUUGUCGCUUCCGGCUCUUCGUUUAAUGAGCAAACACGCGGCGGCAAUCCGGCUAGUGGCGGAGCUCCUUCCGGUGCCGUUGUCAUUUCCAGUGGCGAAUCUUUCACUCACCAUUCAACCGGUGGAACGGGAGGAUCGGGAUCGUUAGCCUUGGCCACCACUUCCAUCGCGACGCCGGCCAGCAAUCCAGCAGGUGGACGACGUUGGAGUAUGGCCCUGUCUUCCAUGGGCCAGUCUCAGAAUUCCGCUCAGAGUCUCCAAUCCAUCACCGGAGACGGGCAUUCAAUUGGCGGAGUUCCAGGGGAACGCAAAAUCAGUUUCGUCCUUCACGAACCAGACGAUGAAUCGCUUGACAGCAGCAACACGACCCUCACGUUUCAGGGGGAUGAUGCGAUGGAAGAGAAACGCAACCGACGGCUGGCUCAAGGACGGCCGUAUCUACUCCGACGGAGCACCAUGAGCAACACGGGAUCUUUCAAGCGGAGGAGUAGGAGUUUGAAACUGAGACGGAGUCAUCGCGAGUCCCGCCGCGGUGGCGACCAAUCCGACGCCGAAUCCAUCAAGCGAUCGGAUUCGAUCCGCUCGAAGCGAAAAGUCUCGUCGAUAUCGGAUCGUAGUGACAUCUCGGACGUACCGAUGGAUCACGACAUCUCGGGGGAAGAGAGUCCCGGAAUCCUCAGCGACGACGGCCAACACGAAAGUCCCAGCGACGGUGCAGCCGACAUCGAGGAAGGAAUCUCUACUCGUGGAAUGCCUUGGCUCCGAUCGGUUUUGUUGCUGUCCAAUUCGUUCUACUACCAAUGCCAACAUCAACACGUGUGCCACCCCCGGUGCUUCCGCAGACAGAGCCGGGCCUGCAGCCGGAUGCUGAGUAGCGUCCGGAAGAUUUACGGCGACGAGCCGCAACACCAGGAAGUCGUGGAAUUUCUGAGUUUCAGUAAAAAGUCUCGACAUCACAAGGACCACGACAAAAAGGAAAAAGCCUCAAAAGGAGCCCAGAGCAGACCAGGAUCUCCUUUGAGGCGAAGAGAAAGUGUCGCCAACAAGAAAGAAAGAUCCACCAACGAUUUGCUGUCAAAGGCGAGUUCUUGCCACAGUUCAUCGGCCACCUUGUCACGCAACCAAAUCGAACACGACCAAUGGGACCGCAACAAAGUCAUGGGACUCCAGAGCAAACACUUUCCCAACGAAAGCGAUGGCGACGAGAAUAAAUCCAAGAAAAAGGAGGAUCACCCCAUGGUGAAAUACAUCAAAUUCCAGGUGAUGAAUCUUUUCCAAGCUCCGCUAUUGGUUCCCAUCAAAAGUGCCACCAUCAUGAACGACGAGGCAUUUCUCGACAUUAUCCCGAUCGCCUGGGAACUGCUCCUGGACGUCCAAAAGGAAACGGUUGCCGCGGCUGCCGCCAUGUUUAUCCUGUCGGCCGUCCGCUGUCCGGAACCCAUAACCCUCCUACUCAACGGAAGUUUGAGACAUCCAGAUCCAAUUGAACGAUUCAAAGCACUUCUCAAAUUUCAAGUUUUAUGGCGGUCGAGGUAUCAAGUCUGGCCGCGGAUGGAAGAAGGCGCUGCUCACUCAUUCAAAGUGCCACCACAUGCCAUUGAGUUCACCUUGCCAUCGCCCAGGAUCGGUGUGGAAUCUCUGCCGGUGGUCGAUCCUCCCUGGAUGCCACACGUCCGCACCAGAGUCCAGGAAGUCACGCUCAACCAAGACACGCACCGCUCGCUGGUGACGGCCACCAAGACGUGGAAGAAACAACAAACUGAACUGGUCGAAUCGGCUCUCAAAGACGAAGAGGAUCGCAAAUGCAGCGAGCGGGAAAAUUUCCGCAUUAGCGCCGUUCCCGUCACGAUCCAAGCGUCUUACGAACCGGCGCUUCAUCACGUCGGAGCAGACGAUCAUGACGAUGCAGAUGAUGAAGCCCAACAGCAAAGCCGGACUUCUGGUCAGCCUUUACAAUCGGCUCAGUUUCUUUUCCCGUCGUGUUUGUGCUCGGCUAUCGUCCCCAUCGUCGACCUUUUGGACGAUUCCGUUCUAACGCCAGAUGGCGUGGCCGUCUGCGAUUUGGCUAAUCAGGUACUGCAUUCGUGUUUGGUGGAAGAUACUGCCCUUUUCCUGCGCCACAUCCUGGAACGAUUGACUCGUGAAAAACAGGACGAGAUGUUCGCUAUUUUGCGCCGCCUUUUGCGCUUUGUUGCCUACCUGCCGCAACAGACGGCCUUCACUCUACACAAUUAUCUCAUCGGCUACAUCAUGUUCUACGUCCGGACUCCGAUGGAGGGCAGUCAGGAUCUAGUCGGCAAUGCCUUAUCCUUGUUAUCCAUGGUGGCGCCAAGUGUUCAGGGUUUGUUGUUUAAGGAUCUCAAGCAGAUUUUACGCAAGGAGCAAUGCGAUGCUUCGAUCCUGAUCACGGCCAACGUUCCAUCUGCCAAGAAGAUUGUGGUUCACGGGCCCAACGAAUCCGAUUCCGGCGCCAUUCCGUCCCAGUUCCCCAUCCAGGAAGACACGCAAUUUUCGCAGAUAUUGCAAGAAUCGCUCGAUUUCUUUUCUAUCGACGAGCACAGACAGCGCGAGUACUUCCUGGUCGACUACCGGACCAACCAGAUCCACAAUCCAUCAGCGUACGUUCGGGAUUUCAUGCACAAGCUCAGCUGGGUGAAACUAAUCCGACAAAUGUUUGAAGCCAUGGUGGGCAACUUUGCUUAUUCGGGGGACAUCCACCUCUUCAUCAACGUGAUCAACUUCAUCAAGCGUUGGUCCUCUACUGUGAAGACGCCGUCUGCAUGGCCACCUACAUCAAUGCCGGUCAUCAGUUCCGCAACGUGUUCGAACCCAUCUUCCUGGGAAGAGAAGUUGGAGUCGAUGCCAUUGAAACACUUUGCAGGGAAUUUAGUGCUGGCCACCUAGAAAAGGAAAUGAUGGAAACUUUCAUGCUUCUCAAAGAGCGAACCAACCUUACUGCAGUGGCAGCUGCUGUUUUCAUUCUUGUGUACCGAAGGAAGUGUCAGCCAAUCUCCAUCAAGCAAAUCUUGCCUGUUCUUAAUGUUUCCCCUCCAGUCACACUGUACAAACUUGGCGCAAUUCUGAAAAAAGUUGAAAGGCACCUCAAAGGGAAUUUCCCCGCACUGCCUCAACCCUCGUUAGAAUCAACAAGAACAUCUGAAGCUGGAAGUUCAAGCUCAAUCCCUGUAGUGUUCCAUCAUGCCCGUUCAGUUCUUCCUAAACUCAAAGUACAAGAUCCUUUCCUACCGUCCGUGGAAAUAUCUGAACGGGUCUACAACAUCACGGAUAACAUCGUUGCAGUCUUCGAGCGGCGCACCAAGCAAAGUUUCGACCGUCGCAUCAUAACGAUCGCUGCAGGUUUCUUAGCAUGGCAAUCGUGUCAUUAUUAUGACAAGAACUUUAACAGCAAAGUGCCAUUCAAAGAACUCAUCGAACCAAAUAAGACAGGCUAUUUUCAGAAAUAUUUGACGUUAACUUACCUUGACAUCGGCGAUGUAACUGCCAAACACAUCAAAAGGAGUGUCUUGCAAAUUUCGAAGGAAUUGUUACCGCUCUUCCAACACAUGACAUGGAUUGAGAAAGAGGGAAAAGGCACGGACGACAUACCCAAAUACCUUGGACGGAUUUUGCAGUUCAAAGAUGUUGCUAUAGAGGCGUUGUUUCAGGAAGAAGAGACGGCAAGGAUCAAUGAGCCCAUCACUGCACCUGUUAUACCAAGAGAACUAACCGCGGAAGAAGAAGCGAUCUUGGAUGCGCCCGAUUUGAAUGAAAACGAUUUGCCAGAUGCUGAAUUAAGCAAGUAUUUUUUCUCAGAACGGGAACUGAAUCCCUUGAACGUCAAUCUAUCGUUGUCUGCCGACUUGGAUUCGGAACUCGCCGAGCCGAACAAGAAAGGAAAAAACAAACGUUCAAAGUCCAA